Messenger RNA from Setaria italica (foxtail millet), 1237 nucleotides. RefSeq names its product probable sugar phosphate/phosphate translocator At3g11320. The transcript is spliced from 4 exons. The coding region runs from base 162 to 1103 and encodes 313 amino acids. The record is from RefSeq and is a predicted model, not a curated record. NCBI's taxonomy places the organism in Eukaryota, Viridiplantae, Streptophyta, Magnoliopsida, Poales, Poaceae. Gene Ontology annotation, cellular component: Golgi apparatus. Gene Ontology annotation, molecular function: antiporter activity.
CUCCUCCACCUUCCUCCUCCCUGGCUCUCUUCUCCCUCCUCCGUCCCGGGUCCGGCCUCUCUUCUUCUUCUUCCCCCGCCCGCCCGGCGAACAAUCUGCAAAACAACAGCAGGGCCCAAGUGCCGAACCGAACCCCCGGAUCUGAUAAAACAGGGUCGAGGAUGACCGGCGGUGGCAAGGACGGCGGCAAGGGCCGGCUCUUCACGGUGGGCCUCGUCACGGCGUGGUACUCCUCCAACAUCGGGGUGCUGCUGCUGAACAAGUACCUGCUGAGCAACUACGGGUUCAAGUACCCCAUCUUCCUGACCAUGUGCCACAUGGGCGCCUGCUCCCUCUUCUCCUACGCCGCCAUCGCCUGGCUCCGCCUCGUCCCCAUGCAGCUCCCGCGCUCCCGCCUCCAGCUCGCCAAGAUCGCCGCGCUCAGCCUCGUCUUCUGCGCCUCCGUCGUCUCCGGCAACAUCUCCCUCCGCUACCUCCCCGUCUCCUUCAACCAGGCCGUCGGCGCCACCACCCCCUUCUUCACCGCCGUCUUCGCCUACCUCAUCACCGUCAAGCGCGAGUCCUUGCUCACCUACCUCGCGCUCGUGCCCGUCGUCACCGGAGUCAUCAUCGCCAGCGGCGGAGAGCCCAGCUUCAAUCUGUUUGGGUUCAUCAUGUGCGUUGGAGCAACCGCCGCAAGGGCACUGAAGACAGUCCUGCAAGGGAUUCUCAUGUCUUCCGACGGGGAGAAGAUCAACUCCAUGAACCUGCUCAUGUACAUGGCGCCAAUCGCUGUUAUUCUCCUGGUCCCUGCAACCAUCUUCAUGGAGGAUAAUGUCGUUGCCGUCACCAUGGAACUGGCCAAGAAGGACUUCAACAUCAUCUGGUACCUGCUCUUCAACUCUUCCUUGGCCUACUUCGUGAAUCUGACCAACUUCCUGGUGACAAAGCACACAAGCGCGUUAACCCUGCAGGUCCUGGGCAACGCAAAAGGUGCCGUUGCAGUUGUGAUCUCCAUCCUCAUCUUCAAGAACCCCGUGUCUGUAACUGGGAUGCUGGGCUACACGCUCACUGUCAUAGGGGUGGUUCUUUACAGUGAAGCUAAGAAGCGCAGCAAGCAAUGAAACCGGCAGCUCAUCUUUGAUGGAUCAGCUAGUGCCAAUAAUACCUGUGUUCUUUUUUUUUUUGAAACGCCAAUGGUAUGGUGCGAUCCACAGAAAAACAAAAGAAAAGAAAUAUAGUGAUUCAUUCUUUAUUA